AUGCAACGAACUCUUGAGUAAAGGUAAACCACUGAAUAAAUUAGGCGAAAUAACAAUUAAAAUAAUGCAGAUCUUCUUCUUUCAGUUUAUGAAUUAACUGCAAGGUCAUCUUUGUAAAUUGGAUAAAGACCUAGAUAAUAGAGUUAAAGUAGAGAGAAAUAUAAAUUUAAAUAAUGCGAAUAAAAGAAAGUAGAUUUGAUGAGUAUAUCAUCGCCAGGAAGUUAAAAAAAGCUACCUCUUUCACCUUAGUUAAAGUUAUAAUCUCCUAGAGAACCUGGCUUAAUUUUUAAUUUAAUUAGAGCAGCAAAUAAUGCAAUUGAAAAUAAUACUGAUGAUAAGAUCAUUAGAAAUUAUAUGUAGAUUAGAACACAAGUAGAAAUGAGAAUGGUAAUAAAUAAAUAUAAUUAAUAAAUUAGGAUGUUUUAGAAUCAGCAGAUUCAUUAGCAGUAUAAUUAGAAAAGUUUAAAUAAGAAAACGAUACUUUAAGAAAAAGAGUUAGUGAAAACAUUAAUUCACAAUCAUUAUCAAAUCUGGCCUAAUUAAAGAUGCAAUUACAAAAGGCUGAAAAAAAAGCUGAAGUAAAUUAUUUUUAUAAUUUAAAGAGUAGAAAAGUUUGUAUUAAGAAAUUAUAUUAAUUAUUAGAUAAAAGUGAAAAAGAAUUAGAAUUAUAUAAAUCAGGUAAGAAAAGUGCAAAAACAUCAUUUUCCAAAAAAAAUGAAUUAAAUGAAAUAUUAAAUGGUGCAUAUCCAAAAAACAAAGAAAAUAUUCCUGAAACUUAUGAACCAAUGUUAUUAUCUUUGAUUAAGGAUCUAGAUUAAAAGAACUAUGAAGCUAUUGAAAAUCUAUCAAGGAACAAUAGUCUAAAUGGAGAUGCUGAAAAUGAGAAAAACACCCUCAUAUAAAAUUCAUUAAGUAACUACUCAUCACUAUUACAAAGAAUCCUUUAAGCUUAUGUGUGAAUAGAAAGAAGAGAUUAUCAAAUAUUCUGCUUAAAUAUGUGAGAACAAUUAAGAUCUAUGGAAGAAGUUUUUAGAAAUUGAUUUAACAUGUUAAAAAUAAAUAUCAACUCUUAGAUAAGCAAUAUCAGAAUUAGAAACUAAUAUUAAAUCUUAUUAUUAAUAUUUAAAUAAGAUUGGUCAUCACUCAGCAUUAAAAUUCCAAGAUGCUUAUCAAUUUUAAGGAGUUAUUGGUGAUAGUAUAGCAAAAUGGCUUAAAUAAUUGGGAGAAAUCUAAGAAAUCAUUAAUUAAAGAGAAUCAGAAUAAUACGAAUUUUAAUAAUUCUAAGAAACACUUGUAAUGAGAUUAAAAGAAAUUAUCUAAAAUAAUAAAAUAAUUCAUAAAUAAAAUGAUUUCAAGGGUUUACUAGAUGCUAUUAAUGAUAAGUUAUUCAAUUAAUCUGAGGAAAUAUUAAUUAUUAAUAAAGAAUUAAAUAACACACAUAUUAAAACAAAAUAAUAAAUUGAAGAAUUAUAAAGUAAAUUUAAGUUAGAAUUUUCAAAUUAUGAUUUAUAAAUCAAAAAUUAUAAAGAACUUUAUGAUUAACUUUCAAAUACAAAUAAAGAAUUAUUACUAAAAAAUGAAAGUUUAUCAGUUGAAUUUAACAGAUAAACUCAAAUCAGUGUUUCAGCAUUACAAAAUAAGUAAUAGGAAAUUAUAAAUUUAAAUGAGUAAACAAAAAAACUAAAAGAAGAUAUAACUAAAUCAUAAGAUCUUAAAUUAACUUAUAAUGAAUAAUAAACACAAAUUUGUUAAUUAAAAAAAGAAAUAGAGAGAUUAAAUUAAGUUAUUUUAUAAAACUAAUUAAAAUCUACUUAAUAAGAGGAAAGUCUUUAAACAAUAAUUGAAUAAAAUAAAUCAGAAAUAACAAGACUCCAUCAAUUAAUUAUUGAUCUUCACAGUUAAAUAGAGUAAUCUGAUAAUUAAAUAUAAUUAUUAAAAGAGGCUGAAUAAAUUAUUAAAGAUAAAAAUAUAAAAGAUAAUCUUUUAAAUUAAGAAAAGAUUAAAAAAUUAUAAGAAAUUAUAUCUAAUAAAGAAAUAGAGCAUUAAGCUUUGGAAGAAGAAUAUAAAGCAAUUUAAUCAUAAAAUGUAGAGUUCUAUUCUUAAUAAUAAUAAGAUUAGGAUAUGAUUAAAUUAAUGAAAAAAGAUUUUUAAAAGAAUUAAGAACAUUAUGAAUAAAAAAUUAAUGAGUUUAUUAAAUUAUCUGAAAAACAAUUAUCUGAAAUCAGGGAUCUUUCAGAAAAGUAUUAAUAAACAGAAGAAGAAAGAAGAAAUUAAGAUGAAACUAUUUCCAAACUUAAGAAAGAAGUGCAUAAAUAAACAAAUGAUAAUCAAAAACAAAUAAAAACAUUACAAGAUCAAUAAAAAUAAUCUUAGGAUAUUUUAUAAUAAAAAAUAUCAUCUUUUGAAAAACUCAAUGAAUAAAAUCAGAUUAUCAUUGGAGAAUAGAAAAAAUUAUUGCAUGAAUCUUAAGCUUAAUUACAGAAAGUCAACUUAGAAAAUGAAGCAUUAUUGUAGAAUAAUAGUGAAUCAAUGUAAUCUAUGAAGAACUAGUAUGAAUUAUAAGCACUAGAAUUAAAUUAAACUAAAUAAGUAGUACUUGAAUAAUAAGAACUUAUUUAAAAUUAAUAAAUAUUAUAUCAAGAUUCUUAAUAAGAAUGCUUCAAAUAUAAAAAAUAAAUAGAAUAACAAGAAAUUGUUAAUAAAUAAAACUAAUCAGAAUUAAAUAAAACAAUAUAAGAUUAAUCAAAUCUCAUAAACUAAUUAAAAUCUAAUAUUGAAGCAUUUGAUAAGAAGUUAAUGGAAAAAAAUACGUUAAUAGAACAAUCAAAUCUAACUUUAUGUGAGAACUAAGCUAAAAUUGAAUAAUUAAUAUUGUAAUCUAAAGAGCUUAAUAAUGUUAUUGAACAAAAUUAAAAAACAAUUUAAAAUUUACAAUCUUAGUUAUUGAAUGAAUAAAAGUAAUAUGAAAUAGAAUUAUAAAAAUUGAAAAAUUAAUGCUAAAAGGUUUAAGAAUAAAAUAGUUUGGAAACAGAAUCUAGAAUAUUUGAAACAAAUAAAUAAAUCCAGGAAUUGUAAUAAUAAAUCUUGUAAGAAAGAGAUUAAUAUUAAAAUGAUAUAAAAUAGUACUAAAAUUAGAUAUAAAUUAAUUAGAAUAAUUUUGAUUAAGUUUUAUAAUAAAAAGAAAAAUUAGUAAAUCAAGUUAACUAGUAAAUGGAACAAUAAAUUUAAAGAAAGGAAGAAGAAAAAUAAAAUUUGAUAGAAUAAAUUGGAGUAUUCGAAAACAAAAUAAUAUAAUUAGAAUAAAAAAAUAAGGAUAUCUAUUAAUAAUCUUAAUCCAAUUAAUAACUAUAUAGAUAAUUAAUUCAAUAGUUAGAGACUUUAUAAUAAGAAUCUCAAAAUGAAUAAUAAAAAUGGAAAGAAUAACUAUUAUAGAAAGAUGAAAAAAUAAGAAUAAUAGAGAUAAAUUAUAAGUAAGAAGUAAGUAAACUGAAUGAUUAACUAAAACAAACAAGUUUAAAGGCCAAAUAAAUAGAAUAAGAUUAACUAAAAUUAAUUGAUUCUGAAUAAAUAAAAGAUUAAGAGAUAUUAAAAUUGAAAGAAUCAUUAAAAUAGAAAUAAUAAGAAAUUGAUUCUAUUGAUAAAUUAUUAAAUGAUGAAGUUUUUCAUAAUGAAGAACUAAAUGGAAAAUUGAUGUUAGUUUCAAAAGAAACAUCCCUUUAUAAAGAUUAAAAUAAAGAAUUGCAAUCAUAAAUAUCAUAAUAAUAAGAAUAAAAUUAAAAAUCAAUAAACAACUUAACAUAAAAGAUCAAUGAAUAAGAUUCAUUAAUUAGGUAAUUUAAAACUUAAGUGAAAGAUCUUGAAAGUAAAAUGAGUUUACAAUAAAGUGAGAUUAUAUAAUAAUAGUAAGAUUUAUUCAAUAAGAAAUAAUAAGAAUUGGAGAAAAAUUAAAAUGAAUUACUUUUGAUUAAAAAUGAGUAGAUAUAAAAAUAGAAUAAAAUAGAUGAUUAGUCAAAUUAAAUUAAAUAUUUAAAUGAAGAAAUUGAAAAUAAAAAUUAACUUAUAAAAGAUCUUGAAGAUUCAGUAUGUAGACAAUAUGAAAUUAUAAAUAAAAUAAAAAAUGAAAAUAAGUAGUAAUAAGAUGAAAUGGAUAAAUUAUAAAUUCAAAUAAAAGAUUAUGAAUAAUAGAUUUAAAAUUAAUUAGAGCUAUUAAAUAAUUAGUAAAAUUCAUUAAUCAAAUUAGAGUAAGAUAACAAUGAAAAACUAAAUGCUUUAAGUAAAACUUCAAAUUUAUAAGUUGAAUUGAUGUAUUAGAUAUAAUAAAUGGAAAAAUCAUAAAUAGAGAAUGAGAAAGGAAGAGAGGAAUUGUAAGAAAAGAAUGAGAAUUUGAUAGAUAUAAUUAAAACAUAAUAGACAACUUAUCAAUAAUUAGAUGAUUAAUUUUAAUGCAGAGAAAAAGAAUUAUUAGAAUAGGGAGUUUUAAUUGAAUAAUAUUAAUAAUAAGUGUUAUAAUUAAAUGAAGAAUUAGCUAAAACAAUGGAAGAAAAGUCAUAAUAAAACUUAAAGAUUCAUUAAAUGAGAACCAAUAUAGAAAGGAUAUAAUAAGAUUCAGAAAUAAAAAAUAUUUAGUUACAAAAUAGUUAUUUGGAAUAAUAAAAUUAGAAAUAAGAAUUAGAUAGUAAAAUGAAUGAAUUAGAGAAUGAAAAUAAAGAAUUGUUUAUGAGAUUAAAUGAGUUUUAAGAAGAGAAUAAUGAUUUAUUAGAAUAAUUAAGAAAGAGAGAGAAUGAAUAUAGAUUAAAAAUAUUUGAGAUAGGAGAAAAGAAUCGUAUUGAAUAUGAGGAACAGAGUAAAAUAAAUUAAAUAUUAUAACAGGAAUUAUCUAUAUAAGAAGUGAAUGAGGAGAAUGUAAUAAAUGCUUUAGCUUAAAUAAAGAAUGAAUUUUAGGAAUUAUUAGACAAAUAAUCUUAAUAUUCCACAUUAAUAUUUUAAUUAUACUCUGAAUUAUUAACAGAAGAUGAAGAAGAAGAUGUAGAAAAGUAAAUUUAAGUUAUAAGUAAUGAAAUAGUAGGAUUAAUGGAUAUUAGAGAUAAAUAUAAGAAAAUAUAGAAUGAAUUUGAUGGAGAAGGAGAUAUUCUUAUAAAAAUAAAGGAGUUAAAAUAAAAUGAAUAGAAGAAAUAAAAUAAUAAUUUAUAAGAUAUUAAAUCAAUAGAGGCGUAUUCAUAAUUGUUAGAUGGACUUAUGCAAGAAUUCUUACAUAAUAGAGUUAAUUUGACUAUGCAAUCUAUGAAAUCAUUAUUGACUGAAUAAUAAAGAUAAAAUGUUAAUGAUUAUAGAAAAAAGAUUGGGGAAUUAUAAAAUAAAUUAUUAUAAGCUGAAAAAUAAUAAAAAUGCAUUGAUGAUACAAAAUUCAAUUUAUAAUAAUACCAAUAGAUUGUUGAUAAAUCAGAAGUAAAUAUAUAUAAUUUAUAAUAAUAGUAAAAAGCUAUGCAUUAUGAAAUGGAAUGCAAGAAAUUAGUAUAAUAACUUUAAGAAAUAAAAUAAAAAAUGCCUUAAAGAUUGAGUUUAAAUGAUUUAGACUAGGAUUAAUCAGAGUAACAUAGUUUGAAUAUAUUAAACUUUUCAUUAAGAUAAGAAAUUUUGUAUGGAGAUGAUUCAUUUUUUGAUAACAUUAGUUAAAUAUAAGAUGAUGAAGUUCAUAAGAAAUGCUAAUAAUAGAUUGUAAUAAAUUUAUAAUAUAUAUAAAAGUAUAAUUUAGUAGAAGAAUGUUAAUUAUUACAGGAAUAAUUAAAUAUGCAAAGAGAAGAUAAGAAUAUUGAAAUUAAAUGA
Paramecium sonneborni is the source of this 5823-nucleotide messenger RNA. Lineage: Eukaryota; Ciliophora; Oligohymenophorea; Peniculida; Parameciidae. The record is from the annotation of a GenBank genome assembly.